Trypanosoma theileri is the source of this 2163-nucleotide messenger RNA. RefSeq lists its product as uncharacterized. The transcript has a single exon. The record is from RefSeq and is a predicted model, not a curated record. NCBI's taxonomy places the organism in Eukaryota, Euglenozoa, Kinetoplastea, Trypanosomatida, Trypanosomatidae. The coding region runs from base 1 to 2163 and encodes 720 amino acids.
AUGUCUUCAUGGCGUAAAUGGCAUGUAGCUGCUGUUGCUGAGUGUAGAUCAGCGAUGUGUCCUUGUCUUAUUCGCUUUGCCAUUGGCUGGCCUGCGAAAGGGAAACACACAGAAAGAUCUCCUGCAAAAGAUUUUCCUUCUUUUUGGGCCAACGUGAGAUGUUUCAAUGACCGCGAGCGGGAUUUCUUUGUUCAGUGCGUGGAACACAUUCGCUACGGCAUUGGUAUGAGUCUCACACCGCCUAUAGUGCGUUCAAUGGAACGUUUGCUGGAAAAUAACUUCAAAUGUGUGGAGUCUGCGGAGAUAUCGGAAGAUGAUACGACCACGUUGUGUGAUGUUGUGCUGAUGCCUGAUGGAAGGCCAUGUAUGGGUUGGUUUUUAGACAAAUUUGAGUCUCAACACUAUGAUUCUGUUAUUGCUGCACUUGAGGAACGAUGGAGUGUUUCAUCCGGUUCUUUAUGGUUAUUGAAGGAACGUAACAUCACGGACCAGCUAAACACAAUGACCUUCAACAAUAGACAAGAGAGUCUUUUUAGUGAAUCAAAAGAAUGGACUACUGAACGUAUAAGAAAUUUAGUCUCGAAGCAUGCACGAUGUGCUGACACCACUGCAUCUUCUUUUGAACGGAGUAUUACUGGGAUAAAUCGUUUAUCUAUUUCUCUUUUAUGUGAUUCUACAGAAGCAAAAUAUAAAUCUCUUCUUGUAGCUUUGGGUAAUUAUGUAACUUCCAUAGAAAAAGAUUCUAAUGGAUGUGGAACAUGGUAUCCUAUUUUGUGUCGUUCAUUUGCUUCUUUGUUAUCUUCAAAAUUUUCCAUACAAAAUGCAUAUGCUAUGCGUCUUCUUGAACUUGGUGAAGCUUUAUCUUCUUUGAAGUUGAAUGCGGAUGAUAAUAAAAGUGAUAAUGAUGAUAAUAAUGAUGAUGAUAUGAAGGGUGAAGUCACUCAAGUUUAUAAAAGGCUAGUGCAGGAUUCUUUGGAUAUCGCUAACGGCAAAGAUCCAGUAGAACCCAUGCACUCUUUCUGCUCUGCGCUACCAAACGCUGUUAACCAUCUUCUAAAUGGACUAAAUGACGUGGAUAAUACUUUUCUUUGGUUUCCAAGAGUUGUAGAGCUCUCUAUGGUGGCAUCUACUCCGAAAGAUAGGGAUGAUGCUAUCUACGCGGCAAUAUCUGCUGUUCCUUUUCUUUAUCGUUAUAUUGGAGCCUACGAAGUUUCACUUUUACAACAACAUCUUUCUUUUGAAAGAUCUCAAGUAUGUGAAGGAGAGGUUUCUCGAGGGUGCAUAGGUCUGACGGACAACAUGGUGUUAAACCAUGUGCUUAGCCAUAAUUCUAUUGAAACUUUGCGUGAUUCUGUAUAUAAUACCGAUGAGAUGCCUAAUCUUGUUAGUGGAAUGGAGGCUUGGAUGCCAGGGGUAGGAUUAGAUUCCUCCUUUUAUAUUUCUAACCUUAUAACUGCAUGUGAUGCACUUGCAGGUAUGCUGGGGGUACCAGAUUCUUUGCAAGAUGUACAACAUGAUUCACAGAAAGCUAUUUAUAAUCUUCAACAUAAACUUAGAAUGUUUGCUCUGAGACGAUUUGGAUUUGUAUUUGCUUCCAAAAUGUGGGGAUCUUCUUUUUGCGAUAGAGCACUUCCUUUUCUUAACACUCUCCGAGUUUCUUUAAUUCCUACACCACGGUUUACUAUUUUUCGAUUCAGAAAUAUUGAACAAAUGCCAAAACCGUUUGAUGCCGUUGGAAAUCCGUCAUCUGUACUCCGCUCUUUUGCUCCAUCGUAUCUCUGUUAUCCUGGAUCUUCACCUUCUUUCUUUACAGAGUGUGGAGCUCUGCAAGAGUUGGAGACGUUGGCCAGUCAAACAGGUAAUAAAAAACGUCUGCGGUGCCACUUCACGCCGAGAAGCCGAGGGAUCAGUGUAUCUUUGGACUUCAUUGCAAGUGACACUUUAUUCUCUUCAAUGGCAGUAGUAGCAAUGAACAGUGUUAAGAUGGAACCCAAAACGUGUUUUGUGGAUAUGGCUGCGCAAAUUGAGGGUGUCCAAAUUGUUUCACUUCUUUCAUUACCAGAUGCUCGUAUGCGACGUAAAGGGGGAAAUAACAUAUCUGGGGAAGGAGAAAUGAAAAGAAGUCUUUUCAAUGAUGUGCAAGAAAUAAGAUCGGAAGUGUAA